Molecule: messenger RNA, 7165 nt
Organism: Stegostoma tigrinum
Lineage: Eukaryota; Metazoa; Chordata; Chondrichthyes; Orectolobiformes; Stegostomatidae
Product: multiple PDZ domain protein
Exons: 38
Coding region: 341-5200 (1619 amino acids)
Molecular function (GO): protein binding
Source: RefSeq, a predicted model, not a curated record
CGUAGCAGACAAAAAAAUUAAAUGACAUAGUAAUCUAAUUAAUGCCCAUGAUUUAAGCCCAAAACAUUUGUUUUCAGCCCCAUUCGCACAAUAGACAGACAGACAGACAGACACUGGUAAGGGAUAACUAAAAGAAGCUAACAAAUUGGCCAGAUAGUUGGCUUUUAUGAAGCAUUGUUUCACAAGCACAUGUUGCUUUCCUGGUACUGCCAAUGAGUCACCUCCUUAGUUCACACUGGCAAUAGUAGGAAUACUUCUAACUCAGCUUUCUGCUGUUUGAACUUUGUGAGAGGGAGCUUCCAAAUCUUCGUGCUGUCUUGUCAGCAGCAAGCUUGUGUCUAUGAAAAGCGCAGCUCAGAAGAAAAGUCAGUUCUGGGUCCACCCUGAGUGUUCCGAAGACCUCCGUUACCAUUCAAAAACUGCCACAUGCUUGAGCACAACAUCUCUUCCAGACUUCCAAAAACAGUUCCCAGAGCCUUCUGGCAUCUUCGUGAAAAGCAUAACUCGAGCAAGUGCGGUUGAACAGGAUGGAAGAAUACAUGUUGGUGACCAGAUUAUAGCUGUGGAUGGAACAAAUAUUCAAAGUUUCACUAACCAUCAAGCAGUGGAAAUGUUGCGUCACACUGGCCAAACUGUGCAUCUUAUUUUAAUGAGGAGGGGACUUGAACCAGAAGCUUUGACACAGCCUGAAUGCAAAGAUGAAGUAAAACCUGAAAAAUGUGGAGAUCUCCUCACAAUAGAUAACAAACAUGCUUCAGCAAUGAUUGAAGAUUCAUCAGCUUUGGUGAAUUGGGUUUCAAAUACUUCAUCUGUUACUGAGCAAGGAAUUGAAGCUGAAAGUGAAACCAGGUUCACAGCAGGCAUUCAUCUGAGCUCAUCAGAAGAGGAAAGACUUUGUGUUAAAUGGCAGGAUAUUCUUGGAACUAACUCUCAAAUUGUGGUGACUCAAGUAACAAAGUUCAGUGAAAGCAGUGGCCUUGGUAUAAGUUUGGAAGCUGCCACUGGGCAUCAUUAUAUACGUUCCAUUCUCCCUGAGGGACCCGUGGGCUGUAAUGGGAGACUAUAUAGUGGAGAUGAGCUAUUAGAGGUGAAUGGAAUUCCUGUCCUUGGUCAGAGUCACAAAGAUGUUGUCAGUAUACUAAAAGACUUGCCUGUCAGUGUCACUAUGAUCUGCUGCCGCCCGAUCCCGAAGUCCAAGAAGGAAACUGAUGUAGAUCAUAUGGCUCCCAUAGAAGAACCCAUUCAGUCAAUAGACAAGCCAUUGGAAUUUCUUCAUUCAUCGGCGCCUCGACCUUGGAUUGAGGAUCAAACAGAAUCAGUUGUUGCCAAUGGAUUUUUACAGCGUCACAUCAAUCUAAAUGAGAUUAAUGCGACAUCUGAUAUAGAUGAUGCUGUUGUGGGUGAAAUGGAAAGAAAGCAGAGUGAUGUUGAGGCACAGAGUUCUCUGGCAAUGUGGGAGUCAGAAAUCCAAAACAUAGAACUGGAGAAGGGGAGCUCAGGCCUUGGAUUCAGCAUUCUGGAUUAUCAGGAUCCAGCUGACCCAAUGCGAACAGUUAUCGUAAUUCGAUCGUUAGUGCCCAGUGGAGUGACAGAACAAGAUGGCCGACUUCUUCCAGGAGACCGACUCAUGUUUGUCAACAACGUCAACUUGGAGAAUGCUACUCUUGAAGAAGCAGUUCAGGCAUUGAAAGGUGCAUCAAGAGGCAAAGUUAGAAUUGGAGUAGCCAAACCUUUGCCAGUGGAAGCAACUGAAACAGGUUUUGCUGGUGGAAAAACGAUUGACAAGGACUUAUCAUCAUUUGAGGAAGAGGAUGAACAUCAAUCUUCAACUGUUGCCCUGCAUGGCAGUGCUUGUAGUUUAGACCUGAACGUUAACCUGUCAAUUCCAUCACUGACUUACGAGGAUGCACAAGAAAAUUCCUUACAUGCUUGCAGCAUGUCCUCCACUGAAGAGAGUGACGAGAAACAGAUGUCCUUAGCCAAAGGAUUUGAGAAAACCAUUACCAUUGCAAAAGGCAAUUCUAGUCUGGGAAUGACUGUGAGUGCCAGUAAGGAUGGAUCAGGAAUGAUAGUGCGCAACAUUAUUCAUGGUGGAUCCAUCAGUCGUGAUGGCCGAAUUGGGGUUGGUGACUCCAUCUUAGCAAUCAAUGGGGAGCCAACUACAGAUCUCACCAAUGCUGAGUCUCGUGCGAUGCUUCGAAGAUACUCGUUAACUGGACCAGACAUAAUUAUCACAUAUGUACCUGCAGAGAACUUGGAAAAGUAUAGGAUGAUCAUGAGUAGACAGCUUGAAGGAAUCACCACAGCCAAUGUAUCUUCACUACUCUCUGCCAGCAUGGAGUUGCCAGUGAGGGAAGAAGGUGAGGGAGAAGAGAGUGACCUGCCAAAUUCAUCCUACAACAACUGGAGACAAGCUCGGCGAGUGGAGUUAUGGCGAGAACCUGCAAAGUCAUUGGGAAUCAGUAUUGUUGGUGGAAGAGGAAUGGGGAGCCGACUGAGUACUGGAGAGGUCAUGAGAGGAAUAUUCAUCAAACAUGUUCUGGAGGACAGUCCAGCUGGAAGAAACAGAACAUUAAAAACUGGGGACAGAAUUGUUGAGGUAGAUGGGGUUGACUUGCGAGAUGCCAGCCAUGAAGAGGCCGUUGAAGCUAUACGAAAAGCAGGCAAUCCUGUAGUGUUUUUAGUCCAGAGCUUAAUAACCAGGCCUCGGAAACAACCUUUGUCUUUCCUGCAAUCUAACCCCUUGCCUGAAUCGAGCAGUGGCAGCAACAGUACUAACCUAUUUGCUGACUCUUUUCAGACCCACAAUAGCCAGACUGACAGCCAGCCAGAUAUAGCGACUGAAAUUAUGUCAGCGCUGUCAGAUCCACAGCUAUUGCCAUCUGAACCUGUUGAACAAGAGACGAGCUCAAUUGUGUCAUCACAAGAGAACAUGGGCAAUAAAUCAGAAGAUGGAUUGGAGGAAGUUGAUGAAUUUGGUUACAGCUGGAAAAAGAUCAAACAACGGUAUGGAAGCUUGAUGGGAGAGCUGCAUAUGAUUGAACUGGAAAAGGGGAAGAGUGGGCUAGGUCUGAGUCUGGCUGGCAACAAGGACCGAUCCAGAAUGAGUGUUUUUGUAGUUGGCAUCGAUGCAAAUGGAGCAGCUGGUAAAGAUGGCAGGAUACAGAUUGCAGAUGAGUUGCUAGAGAUAAAUGGGCAGUUACUAUAUGGUCGCAGUCAUCAAAAUGCUUCAUCAAUAAUCAAAAGUGCACCACCAAAAGUGAAGAUUAUUUUUAUUAGAAGCACAGAUGCAGUCAAUCAAAUGGCGGUCAGUCCCGCAAAAUUGGCUGAUAUAAUCACAGCUACUUCAGGAGCCCACCAGGAGAAAGAGCCAAGUACAUCAUUAUCCCAAACUGGAAAGGAUCUGACCUUGUUUAAAAAUACGCAACAUAUUCUACUUGCUAAGGAUCAAGGUGGACUUGGAAUUGCAAUUAGUGAAGAGAGUACACAUGAUGGUGUAAUUAUUAAAAGUUUAACAGAAAAUUGUACAGCUUCAAAAGAUGGAAGGGUUAAGGUUGGGGAUCGUAUCUUGGCUGUGGAUGAUGAACUUGUUGCAGGACACCCUGUUGAAAAGGUUAUAAGUUUGCUGAAGAAAGCAAAGAAUACUGUGAAACUAACCGUCAGUUUGGACAAAGUGACUAUACCGGCACCAUCAGUUUCCACUGCUUCAUUCGAGUCGAAAAGCAUUCAGUCUGCUUCAAUACAGAAUAUUGCUGAAUCAGCUGAUACAGAUUCCAACAACAAGGGCUCGAGCAGAGCUUCAUCCCCUGGUUGUUCUUCUUUCGAUAUAUCAUCUUGUCCAAUUGUCCCUGGACAAGAAACAACAAUCGAAAUUUCAAAAGGACGCACUGGACUUGGGCUAAGUAUUGUUGGAGGAGCCGACACAUUAUUGGGUGCCAUAAUUAUUCAUGAAGUCUAUGAAGAAGGAUCUGCAGCCAAAGAUGGCAGACUAUGGGCUGGUGAUCACAUAUUGGAGGUUAAUGGAAUUGAUUUGAGAGUUGCCACUCAUGAUGAAGCAAUAAAUGUUCUGAGACAAACUCCACAAAAAGUACGCCUGACUGUCUACAGGGAUGAAGGUCAUUACAAGGAGGAAGAUAUGUAUGAUUUGCUGAUUGUUGAAUUGCACAAGAAACCAGGGAAAGGUCUUGGACUGAGUAUUGUUGGAAAAAGAAAUGAUACUGGGGUCUUUGUGUCAGACAUUGUGAAAGGAGGAAUAGUAGAUCUGGAUGGGAGCCUUGUGCAAGGGGACCAAAUACUGUCUGUGAAUGGAGAGGACGUUCGAAGCGCAACUCAGGAGACCGUUGCUGCUAUGCUGAAGUGUGCACAAGGCACAGUGAGAUUAGAGGUUGGCAGGUUAAAGGCUGGAUCAUUCUCACCUGAUAGAAGAGGUUCCCAAAGUAGCCAGGUCAGUGAAGGGAGUAGUAGUGGCGGAUUGACCACGUUCUAUUCUGCUACAUCUGGAUCUACCCAAGCUGAUCUACAUGAAACUGGGUACAGAACACCUGCCUGGACUGAGAUCCAAGGGCUAAGAACCGUGGAGUUUAAUAAGGGGCCGACUGAUUCACUGGGAAUCAGCAUUGCAGGAGGAGUAGGUAGUCCUCUUGGAGAUGUCCCCAUUUUUAUUGCAAUGAUGCAGCCAAAUGGAGUAGCAGCCCAGACCCAGAAGCUGCGGAUUGGGGACAGAAUUGUAAGUAUUUAUGGGAAACCUGCAGAGGGCUUGACUCAUUCCCAGGCUGUCAGCAUGCUGAAGAAUGUUUCAGGUCGUGUUGAAUUACAGGUGGUUGCCGGCGGUGAUGUUAGUGUGAUGAUUAAUCAGCAACAGGAGCACACUACAACUACACUUCCUGUCUCAGGUUUGACAGCAAGUAGCAUCCUUCAUGAUGACCUAGGGCCUCCACAAUAUAAAACAAUUACUUUGGACAGAGGUGCUGAUGGACUGGGCUUUAGUAUUGUUGGUGGAUAUGGCAGUCCUCAUGGAGACCUUCCUAUUUAUGUGAAGACAGUAUUUGUGAAGGGAGCAGCUGCUGAAGAUGGGCACCUGAAACGUGGGGAUCAAAUAAUUGCUGUCAAUGGACAAAGCCUUGAGGGCGUGACACAUGAAGAAGCUGUUGGUAUCCUGAAGCGCACAAAAGGGACUGUUACACUAACAGUACUUUCCUAAUGUAUGUUAUUCUAGAUGAAGACACUGAAGCUCAAUGUGAUUCUUUAUUUGGACUUUACUGAUGAGAAUUGAAGUGAAUUUAUGCAUACUUUCAAACAUAUGAAUUAGGAACUGAAAUAGUCAUUUGAGAAUUGAGAAAAUGAAAUGUUUAAUGUCAUACCAAGAGAAUUUUAGGUUUUAGACAGUGGGUUGCAAAAUUAAAUAAAUUUAAACACAGCAAACAGGCUGCCAUUGUAUUCCCACACAGGGUCUCAAUUGUAAAAGCUUUUGAUUGCUCACAGUGUAGUCAAUGGCAUUUUUCUUCAGAUGCAACAUUAUUUUUAACAUUAUUUUCAAACUUCUAUAUUUUGCCCAUUUUAUGUCUGGAAAAUAGUUCCAGAAUUACUGUCUAGCUUCUAUUAUUUUCUGCUUUUAAAUUGUUACCAAUCAUUUUCAAGUUGAAUAGCUGGUUGGUGAUGCAAUAAAGUAUUAUACUUUAAUAAUACUGCUAUUGAUCAGUUUCAAUUAAAAGAUAAAUGCAAUUUAACUGCUUUAGAUUUUUGCGUUUUAUAGCUCAUUAGCAGUGUUUCUCUGUGAAACUCUGAGUUUUCUUGAAAUAGCUGAUUGUAAUGCAAAUUCACUGGUUAAAAAUUGAUAUAUUUCUUGAACAGAGUUCUUAAAUCACACAUCCCCUAUCGUUAUGCAUGAUGAAUGUCAAAGAACACCAUCAUUGGGAGCAAUGGUGUUGAAUUAUCAGAAAUAGCUGAAAUGAUGGUAGAAUUGCAUGGAAAUUUAAGUUUACUGACUCGGAUUUACUUACCGAGCCAUAGUUACCUUAGCCCUGUAUCAGAGAAUGAUAAUGAAGUACUGUUUGCUGUCUUUGACUGCAAAGUGACUGAAAAUUAAUUUCAUCAAAUGAUCAAGUUGCCCAUGAAGGCUCCUGCACCUUGACUAAUUAAUAUCAAUGAGGCCUUAACUCAAUUUCAGACCUGCCUUAGAUCUCCUGUUUUUUCAGGUGCAGAAUACACCUCUAUCCUCUCCUCCAACCUGAAACCAAGUGCUGAUAAGCUUAUGUCACUCUGACUCUUCUGAAAGUAAUUACAGUAAAUAACCACUGAACAGCCAUUAUUCAUAGAACAAGAUCCUGUAAACAGCAUUGAAUUUUGUGAUCAAUUCAUUUCUUUUUGAAGAAAGGGUAAAACUGAACUGAAACUAACUGUGUACAAUGCAUUUUGGCUAAAUAUUAAAGUAAUGAUCAGUUGAGUGUACUUCCUUAUGAAUUCUUGGAAAUGUAUGGGAUAGUAAUUCUUAAGCCCACGUCUGUGCUUACCAAGCACAUCGAGUAGCUGGAAUAGUGUGUUAAGACUGCACUUAACAAGCCAUUUCAGUAGAGAAGUAUGUUCACCCAUAAGGGGUGGAUUAUUCACUUUGCAAUUAGUUAGGUAAUCCGGCAUAGUGGAUCACCCACCCUUCGUAAAUUGUUCUUCAGCAAUUGUCAUUCCUUUCACUUCAAUGGAAUAAGACCCAUACAGAUUCCUUGAAAGGUAUCUGUUUUUGCCAAUUUAAAAUAAGCAAGUGAAGGCGAAAAUCUAUUCUUUUUAUCUUAACAGUAUUAUAGCUCAACUUAAAUGUUGUGUUUGGUUUAGAAUUGUGUAUUUUGGUACAUAUGCCAUUUUCAGUCUAACCAAGUGUAUUUAACUCUAUAUAGACCCAAAAGUAAAUGUUACAGUUGUCUUUACAAUCAUUUGAUCAGUGUUCUUGGAUGAGUGAACUGUAUUGUUUGUUUGAGUUAGCAAUGCUAAUUUUAACAAAAAAAGAAACUAUAUUAGCCAGUACAUUGUUAAUCUAAACUCAUACAUAAUUUUAGAAUAUUUUGCUUUAGUUUGCUCUGAAAUGUAUCUAUUUUGAUUUUAAAGUAAUGUACAGGUAUCCUUCUGUUAAUGACUGUUGGUUAUUAUAAAGAUUUGCAGUUUUUAGCAUUUAUAA